Fusarium fujikuroi IMI 58289 is the source of this 1584-nucleotide messenger RNA. Its product is annotated as gibberellin cluster-C13-oxidase. Gene Ontology annotation, molecular function: iron ion binding; monooxygenase activity; oxidoreductase activity, acting on paired donors, with incorporation or reduction of molecular oxygen. NCBI's taxonomy places the organism in Eukaryota, Fungi, Ascomycota, Sordariomycetes, Hypocreales, Nectriaceae. The coding region runs from base 1 to 1584 and encodes 527 amino acids. The transcript has 5 exons. The record is from RefSeq and is a predicted model, not a curated record.
AUGAGUAAUUUUGUGACGUUGAUUGAGCCUCUGGAGCUCACUGGCUCACGGGUUUUGCGUAUCGCGGUGGCGUUCGCCGCCCUUUGCGGCGCUACAGGACUCUUAGCAUUCUCUUGGUGGAUCUACAAGCAGUCUUCGAGUAAACCGACCUUGCCAUACCCUGUAGUAGGCGAUACCCACGCACAAUCGUUGGAGAAGAACCUCAUCAAGGGGAUGCAGCAGUAUCGUGACUCGCCCUUCUUCUUGGCUGGAUCACGCCCACCACUGCUCAUCCUACCAAUGUCCGUCUUUCAUGAAAUACACAACAUGCCAAAUGAAUAUAUUUCCAUCAUUGUGGAGCAUGAAGACAAGUUUCAGGGCAAGUACACCCACAUUACCACCAUCAGACCUGAGAUUCCCGCCACUAUUCGCCAGGACUUGACUCGAAAUAUGCCCAACAUCAUACUGGAAUUACAGGAUGAGUUAACAUAUGCUUCCGAUCAGUGGCCUAGAACAAGCAAAUGGUCAUCUGUAUCUUUAUAUGACAUGAUGCUAAGGACCGUGGCGCUUUUGAGUGGCAGAGCGUUUGUUGGUCUGCCCUUGUGUCGCGAUGAAGGCUGGCUACAAGCUUCCAUAGGCUACACUGUUCAAUGUGUCUCAAUUCGCGAUCAGCUCUUUACCUGGAGUCCGGUGCUGAGACCAAUCAUUGGGCCGUUUUUACCCAGCGUCCGUUCGGUGCGAAGACAUCUACGCUUCGCAGCAGAGAUAAUGGCUCCUCUGAUCUCCCAAGCUUUACAAGAUGAAAAGCAACAUCGAGCAGAUACACUUCUAGCGGAUCAGACGGAAGGGCGAGGUACAUUUAUCUCAUGGCUUCUUCGGCACUUACCUGAGGAGCUCAGAACCCCAGAGCAGGUCGGGCUAGAUCAAAUGCUGGUCUCGUUCGCCGCAAUCCACACUACGACCAUGGCCCUCACAAAGGUAGUAUGGGAGCUUGUUAAGCGGCCGGAGUACAUCGAGCCGUUGAGAACCGAGAUGCAAGAUGUCUUUGGACCUGAUGCCGUAUCACCAGACAUAUGCAUCAACAAAGAGGCUCUUUCUAGGCUCCACAAGUUGGAUAGCUUCAUUAGAGAGGUCCAGCGCUGGUGCCCUUCAACAUUUGUGACUCCAAGCAGACGCGUCAUGAAGUCAAUGACACUAUCAAACGGUAUCAAGCUACAGAGAGGAACUUCUAUAGCAUUCCCCGCUCACGCAAUCCACAUGUCGGAGGAAACGCCAACAUUCUCGCCAGACUUUAGCUCUGACUUCGAGAACCCGUCUCCUCGAAUCUUUGACGGGUUCCGGUACUUGAAUCUCCGAUCUAUCAAAGGACAGGGGUCACAACACCAGGCAGCCACUACAGGUCCUGACUAUCUGAUCUUCAACCAUGGAAAGCAUGCAUGCCCUGGGAGGUUCUUUGCCAUAUCUGAGAUCAAGAUGAUACUCAUAGAACUAUUGGCAAAGUAUGAUUUUAGACUUGAGGAUGGAAAGCCAGGGCCUGAGUUGAUGCGUGUUGGGACGGAGACUCGGCUGGAUACCAAAGCUGGUCUUGAGAUGCGAAGGAGAUGA